This is a messenger RNA of Varroa destructor (honeybee mite), 8805 nucleotides long. It is a transcript of the gene Pi3K68D, whose product is annotated as phosphatidylinositol-4-phosphate 3-kinase catalytic subunit Pi3K68D. Gene Ontology annotation, biological process: cell migration; phosphatidylinositol-3-phosphate biosynthetic process; phosphatidylinositol-mediated signaling. The record is from RefSeq and is a predicted model, not a curated record. NCBI's taxonomy places the organism in Eukaryota, Metazoa, Arthropoda, Arachnida, Mesostigmata, Varroidae. Gene Ontology annotation, molecular function: 1-phosphatidylinositol-4-phosphate 3-kinase activity; phosphatidylinositol binding; 1-phosphatidylinositol-3-kinase activity. Gene Ontology annotation, cellular component: cytoplasm; phosphatidylinositol 3-kinase complex; plasma membrane.
AGUAGCAGCAGCAGCAGUAGCAGUAGCAGCAGUAGCGAUAAUAGCGGCAUCGCAAGCUCGGUCGGCAGCGCAGCCUACUUCAGCGCUGAUGAGGCACACUUUGCACCAACCGCAAUGAUGCACCUCAGUGUAAUACGCGUAUACAAGUCGACAUGGAGAGCGAAGAGAGGGAAAGGAUAGAAAAGGCAUACUGUAUGUGUAGUGCUGGCUCCGAGAAUAGACGGGAGAACGAGAAACUUAUUUAGACGCCUCUACCGCCGGUGCUGAUGUGGUGGACGGCACGUAGCCAUUACGUAACCGCGGCCAUCGGUUAUUUUUAAGGCACAGUAAGAGGGAAUGAGUCAGUGGCCCAGACUUAAAGCCGGUGCUACGGCGCUUCUUGUCACCUGCGUUACUUAUGCUCGUUUAUCCAGUGAAGUCUAAACAGGAAAAGCACGCUUUUUGGUGUGAGUCAUGUAGGAAGGGCGCCAUUGAUGAUGGUAAAACGGGGUUUGGCGUAGCAGCUUGCGUCGGACACAAAUGUUGCGUAUUGCGAUCAUGUGUCGGCUGGAUCUCUGAGUGCCAUACAAUGAAUGGAAUCACAAUGGACGGUGUAAGCAAAAAAGUGUUGAAAAUUUGGUUAAAAUAGAAAAAUCGAAUUCUCGAUGAAAUUAUGCAUUAUUUAUUAAACAGUGAAACCAUACCCCCAACAGAGUGAAACAUGCUGUAAUGUAAAAUUUGGCUAAGAGAGAGAGAGAGAGAGAGGCGUGAUUCAGGUAGUCACCGCCUUGGUUACAACAUGUAGCAAUAUCAGUUCUGUCUAUAGAGGCUAACACUAUAUAUCCCAAGCAAGCGUUUCUUUGUCACAUCGAUUUCGAGACACGGUAUAGACGUACUUCGAAGACUAUGUACUUAUUUUGUUUUUGUUUGUCCUCGGCAGAUAUUCAUUUUUUAGGCACGAUUCGCAUUUAGUUAUUGGCUCGUUGGGUGCGUAUGAGUAGGUCAGUUUUGGUAAAACCACUAUCGGGACAAAGACUAGAUAGCAUGCAUUGCUGUUGCUCACAAAGUUAUAAAUAUGGUGUAUAUUUUUGCUAAUUUACAUCUCAGCGUUAGUAGAUGACGUGGAAAAUUUAAAAAAAUUUAAAACAUAGAGGUUAUAGAGAUAAAAAAGGAGAAAUUUUGAAAAACAAAAAAGAGGUGAUGAAGGUAGUAGCGGCAGAACCUGCUGAUGUGAUUCCUUCUCAAAACUAGGCUUAUUGGAGGAACCUCUGAUGAGUUCAUUAUGACCUCUCCGGACAUCUUAUAAACUAAUACCAAAAAUUGAUUCCCAAAACUUGUGUAUACAGCUCACGGAUAACUCAAGAUUAGUACAGGCCACCGAACUUCGUAAUUGAUUUUGGACAACACAAAAUGACCGCCUUGCUUAUCAAAUAAAAUAUCAGCACCGUGCUUUUAAUCGUUUUGUUGCGUCCUACUCUGUCCUGACUUUCCAUUGCCUUACUUCGAAAAAAGUGUACGACAAAUUAAAAAGUUCCAUUAAUUCUUAUUAUUCAGUCAGAACAGAAGACGUAAGUAGGUUCAUUAUUAACAGAGGCCGUGUUGCCAGGCGGACUAUAUUUAUUAUUAACUAUGUAUUACUAGUACCAGCAAAGAAAGAUAGAAAAAAUUAAAUUAAAAAAAAAAAAAGACCAAAUUGUGUUUUGGAGAGGAUGAUUCAGCUUUAUAGGGAUUAUUCAUAAAGUGAGGUCUAGUUCCAGAAAGACGUAGUUCGAAUUGAACAGGCAGACCUGUUAGUGUUGUUGACGUUCUGGCGAUAUAUUUAUUAAUUAACCCGUGUUCGUGUUUAGUCAAGAAUCAAUAAAUAGAAGCGUUCGAUUUUAUUAGCUGCCCAGAUGUGUGCCGCAUAUUCGAAGAUGUCAUCGGUGAGGCUAUGGAAGUAAGGCGCGUUACGUAAUUUGCAAUACAACGGACUCAAUGAUAAUCUUAUACUUAGUUAGAAUCCUUAGAAGGAAAUUUGUGAGAAGCUACGUCGUGCUAAUCAUAUAUGGGUUAUCAUACAUAUCACCUCUGCGAAUUGGUUCCCAGUGUUUUCGAGCGUACUGUGUUUAUUCUGAUCGACUUCUUUGGAUACCGGUAGGUUUAACAAUGCGGAAUAUCUGUGUUGCGCACGUACAUAUUCUCCAUCACUGGUUAAAAUGUGGAUCCUACAACAACUAUUCCGUAAAAUAUAAACCCAUAUAUAUUGGCUUAGCUUAACAGUGUCUAUGCAUCAUGUUGUGAAUGAACAUCCUUGUUAAGCCCGUGACACGAUGUAUGAAAAUAUGAUGGCACGAAAAUAUCACCGACAUCGUCACGGUGUUGUUGCUUAUAUCGAGAUCAAAGACUUUUCUGAUCUAAUUGUAAUUUAGGUAUGUACCUACCUGAAGCCUAAAUAAAUGCUUGGCUUUACGCAUUGCUUCAGUCGGGCGGAAAAACCUACUCGCGAUGUUUUUUCGCCUACUAAAGACACAUCUCGACGCUCGUUUGUUUUUUUGUCUUUUUUUCUUUUUGCUAUUCUACAAAGAUCUGCCAUUAUCAUUGCGAGACCUGUUUGCGACGGUCUUCAUUUCUAUAUGUUGACUUUUCAAGAGAGUGUAAGUAGGAGGAUAGGUAUCAAGGUCCUGUGAUCUCACAAUGUCUCGUAGUGUUCACGUUUGGGUCCAUAUUCGCAUUGAAGUGUCAUCUCAUAACAUAAGCUUUUUUAGGCCUACAGGUGUUUCGUAUUGAACGAAUGUCAUCAUUACUCCUAUAAGAGUCUAAAAAUUUUCAAACAGACCGAAAAUAGGACUUUUUAGUGCGUGUCUUAGUACCUAGCAUGAACGUUACUAAAUCACAAAUUUCUAAUUUUGUCUCUUUGGAGUACUUUUUUGCGCAAACCCUAAUAUAGCCACGGAUCUCAACAGCAGUUAUCGACUUACAUUUCUCCUACAUAUGGCUGCCCAAGUGGUGUCGUAGGCCUGCCGCUGCGCGGAAGAGGCAACCUGAACUCGGUAGCUCCUCCGCUGCCUCCAAAAAUGAAUAGUGGAACGGUUUCGGUUAUGGCGAUGGCGAAUCAGGUCACCGGAGCCAGUACCUCUUGCGGUUUAUCAGGAACCACGGCUAAUCCGUCUAGUAAAGGGACAGGACUUUCUGGAGGUGGCGGAGGCGGGAAUGUUAUGGCUGCCUCAUUGUUAGGAGCGGUCCCUCCUGCGCCGCUCGACCCGUUUCUACCGGUUGCUCUUAGUGCGGCCGGUACUCCAUUGUCGACGCAGUUAAACGCUACACUUCCGACGUUGACGGCGUACGGCCAAGCAUGGAACUGCAACACAGGCACUCCUGUUGGAGUUCACGCCCCCGCCCCGAUGAAGAACGGCCACUUCGCAGCUCCACCACCUGCGCAGCUUCACACACUGACCAAUUUCGGCUCACAGCUCUCUUCAGGCCUGACAUCAGCCGGCCACCAUGACGCCCCUAGCACUCUGCAAACACAUCGUCUUGCUACUGCAGCUUCACCUUAUCAAUCGGCUCAUCUUCACCAGCAGGAUCAUGUAGGUAUCCAGCAUCGGAAGGCAACGUCGGAUCUGAUAGACCUUGACCUCGAUUCCCUUCGCGGGGACGGCGACGUUUUGGAUCUAUUCGACCCGCUAAAGGUCAAUUCUCCGAGUCCAUCGAGUCGCCACAGUCCGCCCGUGGUCGGCAGCGGUCAACCAUUCGGCCCCCCCUCAACGGACCGACAAGAUCCCAUAUCGGAUCAGCAGCAGCAGCAGCAGGCCGGUCAACAAACGAUUGCGCCUGCAAAUGAACAUAACAGACAGCUACCCAAAGCUAGCCGACCUGUACCGGCUGAACGUGAGAGUUUACGGAAACGAGAAAGCGUUACUGUCGUACAACAACAGCAGCAGCAUCCAUCACAGACGUCGGGAGAUGCGUCAACGCCAGCGGUUACAACAACCUUGCACAAUGAAAAUGACAUUAGCUGCGUCAGGGAGAACGAGAUCACGCAAAGGGCAAGUCCGUCAAGUGAAGCAUCGUCGCCCGGCUCGGUAUCAGAGGUUCUGGCCAAACGGAGCGAGGAACGCCUUCGCUUCCUCGAGGGUUUUCGGGUCGAACAGCGACAGAGGUCAGCCAAUCCUGACGAUGAGGUAUUUUGGAGUAAAUGCAAACAACUUCGAUCGGAGUUUACCCAUGACGACCACCUUACUAAUCCUGGCCUGAUCGUCUCGCCAACUUUAGACACUCGGUGGCAAGAGCCAAUGAGCGUCCGUAUGGAAAUCUCAACCCCGGCAUGCGAAAGACCAUUUUGCUUUACCUGUGACGUGAGUACAACGAUUCAGCAUGUCAUCUCACAGGUUGUUUACUCAGCCGGGCUCGAUGAUAUCAACAUGGAUAAUUACGCGCUUCGGGUACGUGGACGAGCUGAGUACCUCACAUCUGAUUCGAUGGUUCGCGAAUACGAGUACGCUCACUGGUGUGUGAAGUUUGACCGACCGCUGUAUCUGACGCUUGUUAAAAUUGAGGAGCUCCGCAGGCCAUGGCAGCGAGUGCUCCGGGACGACGCGCACUUCCUGGAUGUAAAGAGCUGCGAUCUUCUCCCUGCUGACUCCCACAAUGUGGAACUUCUUGAGAUCCGGGUUUACCUGGAUACAUUUCGGCAGGAAGCUUCACGUAUCUUGAGACAAAGCAGCGGAGUCGUUCGUGCAAGCGGUGUUGUACAGGUCGUUAAAGCGGUAUGCGCCAGGCUAUCGCGAGUUGAGACAAACGAUCUGGUACAAGCUUUGGAAGGCCUCGAGCGAUUGUGUGAGGCCGAUGCUCCAGACUUAAUUGAGAUGGAACGUCGACGCGAAGUCGUAUCAUAUCAGCUACUUCAAAUCCAGCGCAAUCUACACCAGUUGCUUGAUUUAUAUUCGGAAACGUUUCCAGUGGAUUUCGUCGUGUGCAAUGAUCAGAUGACCCCGCCAACGAGCCCAGGCAAGAGAAGCCGAAAAGAAGUUACACUUUAUAGCGAUUCGGUGCUAUUUCAAGCAGGUAGCCUAUACCAGCCACGACCAGAGUGGCUCGUCAAUCAUGACCGUUUCAUCUUGUGUUGCAACCUGGUCUAUGGAUGGCGUAUUAUCCACCAGGUAGAAUCGCAGAAUGGCCGCGUGGGUCAAGGCCUCUUCAAAAAAAUCGAUUUCGAGGACUGGCUUGAGCUGGCAGUUCCGAUGCGACUUUUGCCGAGGGAAUCGGCACUUUAUGUCAAACUAUUUGGACUUAAUAAAGAAGAUCCCAGCCAGCGCGUAGCAUUGGGCUGGUUUGCGUUGAAUCUGUUCUCAUCGAAAAGAGAACUAGUACAAGGAAUCAAAUUGUGCCCCUUAUGGGGAGCUGACGUUGACGAAAUGAGUGGACCGCCCUGCUGCAGUGACUCACCAUCGGCGCCCCUGAUGCUUAUGCAAUUUACAGAGUUUGAUAAUAUUGUUUUCUUUCCUAAAGUGUGUCACGAGAAAGUACCGAAGGUAGAAGUUGACUUAGACCCAGAAGAGGAACAACGACUACGCGAAAUGCUCGAUUGCGACCCACUCUGCAGUUUGCUCACGUCAGAAGUAGACAAGAAAUUCUUUUGGGACCGUCGCUUGUUCGUCCGAAAGUUGCCCCAACUUCUACCAAAAGUGCUGCUGUCUCGCGACACAUGGUGUUGGAUAUAUCUCAAAGACAUUUACGCAACUUUACGUGAAUGGAAACCGGCGUCAUAUAUAUCGGCGCUGACUCUGCUGUUACCACAGUUUCCCGACAGCGAGGUUCGACGAGUUGCCGUUAGCUGGAUAAAGUACGUGGGCUCGGAUGAGCUGUGUGACCAUUUGCCGCAACUUGUCCAGGCCUUACGCUUCGAGGCGUGGGAGGACUCUCCGGUUACAUGGUUCUUGCUGGAAAGGGCCUUGACAUCAACACGAGUCGCUCACCAAAUGUACUGGCUACUGCGUCAAAAUGAAGCUAACGUGCUUAGCCGACGGCGAGUUCGUCUGAUGAUGAGUGCUUUGCGAAUUAUCUCUGGCGGAGCGUUUUCAGGUCUUAUAACAGCCCAAGACAAGCUUUUACGGGGUUUACGCACGUCGGCCGAUGCGCUCAAGCGUACCCGAGAGAAUGACCGUAUCAGCUGUCUCAUGAACAGUAUGCGCGUCAUAAAUGAUGAACUUGAACAAAAUGGACCUCUAUGUCUUCCACUGAACCCUUGCCUCGAAGUAGCGGGAAUUGACGUCAAGAACUGUUCGUAUUUUACCUCGAACACGCUACCGUUAAAGGUGACGUUUAAAAACAUUGAACCAUUGGCCGAAUCGCACGAGGUAAUUUUCAAAGUGGGUGAUGACCUCCGUCAGGACAUGUUGGUUCUACAGAUGAUCCGCAUCAUGGAUAAGCUGUGGCUCAAACAGGGACUAGACCUUCGAAUCAUCACGUUUGAGUGCGUGGCCACCGGUAAGGACGAAGGAAUGGUGGAAGUUGUGCGUGAAGCGGAAACCCUCCGCAAGAUCCAGACCGAACACGGUCUUACCGGUUCGUUCAAAGACAAGCCAAUCGCCGAAUGGCUGAAGAAACACAACGGUAGCGAGGCCGAAUAUGAACGUGCAGUAGAGAAUUUCAGCCUCAGCUGUGCCGGUUAUUGUGUUGCAACAUACGUAUUGGGUAUAUGUGAUCGGCACAAUGACAACAUCAUGCUAAGGCCAUCGGGACAUAUGUUCCAUAUUGACUUCGGCAAGUUUCUUGGGGAUUCGCAGAUGUUUGGCAGUAUCAAACGGGACCGAGUUCCUUUUGUCUUAACAAGCGACAUGGUGUAUGUGAUCAAUGGUGGAGACAAGCCUUCGAAGAAGUUCCAGAUCUUCGUUGAGAAAUGUUGCGAGGCAUUCAACAUACUUCGAGCAAGUAGCAAUGUCCUUAUUACACUAUUUGGUCUUAUGGUAUCUUCAGGCAUUCCCGGCCUCAAUGAAGACGCCGUCCAAUUCGUACAGAAAGCUCUUAUGCUAGGGAAAAGUCAUGCUGAAGCAUCUGUCGCCUUCACGCAGCUAGUGCGCGAAGCGUCGAGUUCGAUGUCGACACAAAUGAACUUCUUUAUUCAUAACAUCGCCCAAAUGCGUUUCACUGGCGACCAUAACGAUACGUUGACGCUAAACUUCGCCCCGAAGAUUCACACGAAAAAGACGGAUGGACGUCUGCUUUACUACCAGAUUAUCGGUUGCCAAAAGAAACACAUUCCGGAAAAGCAUUACGUCUACGUAAUUCGCCUUCGUCGUGACAAAGAAUCGGUGGACACAAAAGUCCAUCGGACGUACGAUGAGUUUCUUGAGUUUCACUAUAAACUCAGCAAGCUAUUUCCUAAUGCUCCAUUUCCGCCCCUAACAAAAAGCUCGUUGAUCGGCCGUACAAAUACGGCCGACGUAGCCGAGAAACGUAAGACUGAGCUAGUCAAUUUCCUUCGAGAACUACAGAACAUGGCGGAAGAGGUUGCUCACUGUGAUUUGGUGUACACAUUCUUCCACCCAUUGUAUCGGGACCACGAUGGCUUGAAGGAGGAGCACCGGCUUACCAACGAGCUGCAAAUGGCCGGGCCGAGUGGACAUUACGAGCCCGGUAGCGCGGGUCGAAUUAAGCUGGAUUUGACUUUCGCCAAUCAGCGCUUGUCCAUUAUGGUAAUGCAUGCCGAAAAUCUGCGCUGCGAGCGCAAAACUGCCCCAGAUGCAUACGUAAAGACGUAUCUGAAACCCGACCCGGAUAAACAGACUAAACGCAAAACUCGUAUAGUUAGCCGCUGUAAACAUCCCACGUUUAUGGAGCUCGUUUCGUAUCGAUAUCCCUAUGAAACCCUCCGGACCUUAGUACUGGAGGUGUCGGUCUGGGACCACGAUCGAGUGCAGGGUAAUGAAAUGCUUGGCAGUGCGUACAUUGUUCUUGACAAACUCGACCUUAGGAAGCCACAUAUCGCCUGGUUCAACCUAUUAGCCGUUGGGCGAGGGUUCGCCAGCUGAUUCACUGGGCCUAAUGAAUAGAAACCAUCGACGAAGGUCGCACGAAUUAAUUAAGCCCAUAUAAUUAAUUUAAAUGCUAGGCAGAUACACAAGGGCUACUGAUCCAAAUAAAAUUAGAAAUUACUAAAUCAAAUUAAGGACACACUUGACGAGCGUAUGGUCAACACAGAAUUUCAUUUGAUUAGUGUGAGUUAUCGCACAUAUUAUAUGUUGGUCUUUUGUUUCUUUAAUUGAGAGUAUAUGUGCCCGAUGUAUGAGGUGUUCAUAAACCAAAAUAAUUGACAAUACCCUUUUAUUUUUUUGCCACGAUUCUAUAAACCACAAAGUCUUAAGUACGCACAGGACUAGAAUGUCUACUAUACUGGCUAAGUUGGCCGACGAUUUUUCAACUCACGAUUUUUUAGCUCGAUUUUUCCCAAUGAACUUUUCUGGCUUGUGGUUUAUAGAAAUGUAAGAGAAAUCUGAAGCCUCUUAAGAUGUUUGUCUUAAUCUUUACUUAGCUCGAAACGACCCAUCUGGUAGAGCAAUGUUUUGAAUAUCGCACACAGCUUGAAUCUCUACUAUUUUGAGCCUUCGCAAGCAACAAAAGCUUCAUUCUUACAUGUGGCUUUAGAAUUAUCACCUAGCGCUAAUUUUUACCGCUACGACAGUUUUUACAGGUUAACAGCGCCAAAGUGUCUAUCGGCAAAGCUGUUUCCAUAGAUUAUUAGACAACAGGAAAACUAUCAAUAUUGUGGGAUCGCGUUCUAGGAAGUUAGGUUUAAUAAAUGAACGAAACAAAGAUUUUUUUUUAUGCAGACAGAUAUGCUGGGGCAAA